UCCUGCCGUACAAAUGGAGUUGACCUACCAAACGUUGAAAACGACGUAUCAGGCCAAAGAGGCGGAAGAGAUGCGGACAGAAGCCCGUCGAAAAAAUCUUCUAAUUCUGAUUUUACAUUAUUUAACUGAAGAAGGGUACGUCGGUGCCGCCAACGCCCUGGAGCAAGAGACGAAGCUGGGCUUGCGGCGCUUUGAAGUUUGUGACAAUGUCGAUCUUGAGACUAUUUUGAUGGAAUAUGAAAGCUACUACUACGUUAAAUUCCAAAAGUAUCCGAAGAUUACCAAAAAAGCCUUAGACACCACAGAUAAUAAAACAAGAAGUGGAGGAAAGUCAAAAAGGGCAGCUAGCGGCACGUGUCGGAACCUUCCUAAAAUCAGCCAGCAUCAAACAGCGCAGAGGCCGGUAUCAAAAGCUAUGCCUGCUAGGACAGCUGACCCCAAAUAUUCCAGCAAGGAGAGCCCUAAACAGGAGAAUGAAGAUGUUUUAAGCCACGUGCCAUCUGAGUUUGGCUUAAAUGUAUCUGCAAUCCACAAAGGAGGAGGUGGAGAAGGCUGUCAUCCCAGAAGGGGCCAAAUCAUUGAUUUCCGCGGGAUGAUCCAAGAUGCUAUCAAAGGAGCAUCAAAUGAAAUUGCUUUGCACAGCCUGAACUGCAAUCCAGAUCCUUCGGAACGAUUAUUAAAACCUCUGGGCGCCUUUGUCGGGAUGACGGGUGAAAUGAGAGAACUUGCGGCCGUUGUGAGCAGGGAUAUCUACCUCCACAACCCCAACGUAAAAUGGGGCGAUAUUAUUGGACUCGACGCAGCCAAGCGGUUAGUCAAGGAAGCGGUUGUGUACCCCAUAAGGUAUCCACAGCUAUUUACGGGCAUCCUCUCUCCAUGGAAAGGACUAUUGCUCUAUGGGCCUCCAGGUACUGGGAAAACGCUGCUAGCUAAAGCUGUUGCCACCGAAUGCAAUACGACCUUCUUCAACAUCUCGGCAUCCACUAUCGUCAGCAAAUGGAGGGGUGAUUCGGAAAAGCUUGUCAAAGUAUUAUUUGAACUGGCCCGCUACCAUGCCCCCUCCACAAUCUUCCUGGAUGAGCUGGAGUCGGUCAUGAGUCAACGGGGCACUGCUCCAGGCGGUGAACACGAAGGAAGCCGGCGGAUGAAAACUGAAUUAUUGGUGCAGAUGGACGGCUUGGCCCGAUCGGAUGAUCUUGUCUUUGUUUUAGCAGCUUCCAACUUGCCCUGGGAAUUGGAUUGUGCCAUGUUGCGGCGGCUGGAAAAGAGGAUCCUGGUGGACCUCCCAAACCCAGAGGCAAGGCAGGCGAUGGUCCAGCACUGGCUUCCGUCGGUGAGCAACAGCGGAGGAGUGGAGCUGAGGACAGACUUAAACUAUACCUUGCUCAGUCAGGAGAUGGAAGGGUACUCCGGGUCCGACAUUAAGUUGGUCUGCAAAGAAGCUGCUAUGCGUCCCGUGAGAAAAAUCUUCAAUGCCCUUGAAAAUCAUCAGCCAGACAGCGGGGACUUGCCCAUAAUCCAACUGGACGUCGUCACCACGGAAGACUUCCUGGACGUGAUUGCUCACACCAAACCCUCGGCUAAGAAUUUAAGCCAAAAAUAUGCCGACUGGCAAAGAGAAUUUGAAUCCGUCUGAGCCGGACUUAGUUUCUGAAACCUUAAGCCAAGAUUUCA
Messenger RNA from Elgaria multicarinata webbii, 1674 nucleotides. It is a transcript of the gene KATNAL2, whose product is annotated as katanin catalytic subunit A1 like 2. The record is from RefSeq and is a predicted model, not a curated record. Gene Ontology annotation, molecular function: ATP binding; ATP hydrolysis activity; protein binding. The coding region runs from base 14 to 1636 and encodes 540 amino acids. The transcript has 16 exons. Lineage: Eukaryota; Metazoa; Chordata; Lepidosauria; Squamata; Anguidae.